Messenger RNA from Ambispora gerdemannii, 1497 nucleotides. NCBI's taxonomy places the organism in Eukaryota, Fungi, Glomeromycota, Glomeromycetes, Archaeosporales, Ambisporaceae. The record is from the annotation of a GenBank genome assembly.
GACAUUUACUUUCCUGAUGACACCUCGCGACAUUAUUAUCGAAUUUAUGAUACACCUGAGUCGGAAAUUGGACUUGAUAAGUACGAAACACAACUCUUAAAAUCGACUUUGGAAAAGAAUGAUGUGAAAUUAUUACAUUUUAAUAGUUUAAAUGGGAAAACGCUUCUAGUCCUCGAACAAAAAAAAAAUACCGAGUUUUCAAGACAAUUUUAUCAAGUAAAACAAGAUACGAGCCUACAUCAACGCGAGAAAUGCAACACAUUAGCUGGAAAAUAUCGGUCAACAUCUGUUAAACCAUCGAAGACUGUUGUAUAUCUGGCAACUGAUGAGAAAAAAAUACAUGAACAAUUUGCACCAUUGUUUCUUAAUUUUCCAUGCAAUUUUACUUUGUUAAACUUUGAGACUCAUUCUUCAGCUUUGUUAUUUUCUUCGCGUCUUGCAAUUUGUUGGUGCGAGUGUCUGGACUGCAGGUGUGCUGGUGGUGCCGUUGUAAAACCUGCAUUUAAACCGAAAGAGUAUAGAAAAGUUGAGGACUGCUUGUCUUCAACGAGUGCAGAAAUCAUUUUCCCCUCGGAUUUCAGCUAUGGGACUUGGGAAAGGAUAAGAGUCCAAUACUUACCUGAUGCUGUCGCCUUUCCCACAAGUUUGACACAAGUUCAAGCAUUAGUUCUUUGUGCGAACGCGUUUCAACGUAAACCGGUGCCGAGAAAUGGGGGUCCUAGUUAUGAGAGCUUUUCAUCACGCAAUAAUUCAAUCGUAAUUGAUAUUAGCUAUAUGGUUGAUGUGAUCAUCGACGAGGUUGCAAAGAAGGCUACAGUUGGUGCUGGUAUUCGUCUUGGUCCAUUGUAUCUACAAUUAGAUCGAAAAAAUUUCACGUUUAUUGUGGGUACAUGCCCGACUGUUGGAUUAACGGGUAUUAUAGCUGCGGGGUUAGGUGGAGGAGGAAGAAGUUAUGGAAUUGUUACUCAGUGGACAUUGAGUCUUAUUCCUGCUUGGCAACAAAACACUGUCUUUCAAAUAAAAUAUCCAAUAAAGUCGGCUCAACAAGGACUUAAAUUAUGUGCUUCAGAUCAGCUAAAGACUAUAUUGGACGCGAGUGGACUUCGGAAUCUUGACGGGAAACCAUCAAACGAGAUGUAUAAGGAGACCAAUAAUUUAGUUGGAAUAAUAUCAGAUUAUUCGCCUGGUCCUAAACAACGGCGCGCACUCGAAAAACAAAAGCAAUGUUUUUUAAUGAGUCUUUCACCUUGGAGCAAACCAAAAUUAUUGAAAUCAUGUCUCGGUGAUGAUGCAUACGCUGAAUUUGAUGUUUAUGGUGGGAUAUUCAGCAAACAACCCUCGAAUUUAACUGCUUUUGUGCAUCGAUCAAAUACAAAGAUCGGGGCACAAUUGUGUGUAUUUUUAACUGGUGACACAAAAGAAGGUAAAGAACUAUUGGAUUGGAUCAAGCCUUGGGAUACUAAAGUGAGAACUUUCUCUAAUGGUUUGAGCUAUCAG